Messenger RNA from Cooperia oncophora, 237 nucleotides. The record is from the annotation of a GenBank genome assembly. Lineage: Eukaryota; Metazoa; Nematoda; Chromadorea; Rhabditida; Trichostrongylidae.
AUGGAUAUGAGCAUUUUCUUGAGAGUACGUCCCAAGAAAAUUGAGUUGCGUAAGAAAACACGAUACUAUGAGACAGGCGAAUUCCAUGCUGGAGAACGUGGAAAACGUGUUGUGUUCUCGUGGGCAAAAAUCAUCGGUCAAUAUGCGUUCUGGUUCGCCUCGUUCUAUGUUCAGUAUCAGAUCUAUUCAUGGAUCGCGAAGCAGGCUUUCAUAAUUCUGACGGCUCCGUUCAUGUGA